Messenger RNA from Plasmodium malariae, 2601 nucleotides. RefSeq names its product pre-mRNA-splicing factor CWC2, putative (gene CWC2). Gene Ontology annotation, cellular component: U2-type catalytic step 2 spliceosome; Prp19 complex; U2-type catalytic step 1 spliceosome. Lineage: Eukaryota; Apicomplexa; Aconoidasida; Haemosporida; Plasmodiidae. The record is from RefSeq and is a predicted model, not a curated record. Gene Ontology annotation, molecular function: pre-mRNA binding; metal ion binding; U6 snRNA binding. The transcript has a single exon. Bases 1 to 2601 code for a protein of 866 amino acids.
AUGAGCUUGAAAAGGUUUUUCAAUUUUUUGGAAGCAGAUGAUGAAAAGGGGAAGAAAAAAAUUAAUGCAAAGAAGGGCGGAAAGGAAGAAACACAUCAGGUUGGAGAUGAAAUAGAAAAGGAUGAGGGGGGAAAGGAAAAGGAAAAGACACAAGAGGUAUACAUGGUGAAGAAUGAGGGAAAAGAAGAAGAAAAGCAGAAGGAAGUGCUGCAAAACAAGGGUCAGGAAGAAGUGCUUGGAGAAAAUAAAGAAGGGAACAGAAACCAAAGGGAUAAGUCAACCCUUAACAGAAGUGAUAGUGAUAUGAAAAAAAGAAAAAAGAAUGUAAACAUAGACAUCUGUGAAACAGAUGCAUUAAAAGACGAAUCAAAAGAGGAUGACAUGUUUGAUGAUAAAAAAGCAGAAGGGAGAUCUGAUAUAAUAGAAAGUAACACAUUACCCAGUGAUGAGAUGCUGCAAAAGGAUAUAAGAGAGUCAAAUGUGGAGGUAAUGAACAACUGUGAAGUGAAAAAAUAUAAACAGGACGACGUUACAUCGCUAUGUGAAGGGGUUCAGAAUGAAGAGGGAUUGAACGAAUGCUCAGAGGAAAGAACACAAGGAGGAGGAAGAAACUACUUAGAAAAAGAAGAAACAGAUAGCAAAGUAAAUGGCAAAGAACAGGACCAAAAAAAUGUACCAUCCUGUAGAGAACAUAACAACGUGGGUAAUAAUGUGGAGAAGGAAAAAAAAGAAAAAGAAGGGGGUUCGGAAAUUCAGGGAGUAACCCCAAUUGUUGAAAGUAGUUCGCAUAAUAAGGCAUUAAAAAAUGAUGAUAAGGAGUCGUCAAAUAAUAAUAUAUUAGACAUAAAUGGUAAGCAGUUAACUGGUAGUAAAGGGAAUUCUAGCGAUAAACAAGUAACAAAUGGAAAGAACUUGUCGUCGUAUGAUUAUACCAAGAAUAAGGAGGAUUAUAUGUAUAAUUAUGAAAACUCGUAUUAUAACGUGUGCGCAAAUAAUAGCGGUGGUGGUAGUGGUAGUGGUAGUGGUAGUGGAAGUGGUAAUGGAAGUGGUAGUGGAAGUGGUAGUGGAAGUGGUAGUGGAAGUGGUAGUGGUAGUGGAAGUGGUAAUGCUAAUAGCAAUGCUAACGUAGAUAACCACGCGAAUUACCCAUAUUAUUACAAUCAAUACUACAAUAACAUGGCACCGCCAAACCCUUUUAACAACAAUGUACCGAUUAGAAAUAAUAACUAUAAUAGCAUAAAUGAUGUGCAAAAAACGAGGAAGGAUUAUGUAAAUGAAAAGAAUAAUUUAGGGAAUGAGUAUAAUAUGAAUGAUAAUAUUGCUCCUGGUGGAGUAGGCCACUUUGGAGGUGCAUAUAUGCCCCAGGCAAUGAACAAUUAUUACAAUAUGUAUAAUUAUAACUAUGUUAAUAAUAGCAUAGGAAACAUGGGAAAUAUGGGUAGCAUGACCAAUAUGACUAACAUGAACAGCGUAAAUUACAAUUACUACUACAACAUGUACGACUACAACAGGGGCAUGGAAACUGAUGUAAGGCCUUAUGGGUACUGCUCGUUAAUUGACAAAAGCAUCGAAUUAAUGAAAAAAAGCGAUAAAGUAAAAGAGAUGUUAAAGAAUCCAGCUAGGUUACAAGUAACUCAGGAAGAAUUAAAUAAAAUAGAUUAUACCGAAGGAAAUGAACAAUACAAUAUAUGGUUUGGAAAAUACGUAACAGAUAAAUAUGAUAAGGGGUCCAAGGGAACUAAUAUAUCACGUUUUGUUGCAAAAUAUAAAUGUAAUCCCUUAACAGAUACAGGUUAUACUAAGGCUGAUAAAACGUAUACAAGUAAACAAUUUUUCUGUAUAUAUUUCGCACGAGGAUGUUGUGCAUAUGGUCAUAAUUGUUUGUAUAGACAUAGAAUACCAAAUGAAAAUGAUGAGAUUGAAUUUGAAGGUUCUAUGGAUAUAUUUGGAAGAGAAAAAUUUAGCUCUUUUAAAGAUGAUAUGACUGGUGUAGGUAGCUUUAAUAGUGACUGUAGAACACUGUUUAUUGGUAGUCUUCAUAUAAAACAUUUUAAUGAAGUACAUUUAAUUGAAAAAAUUUUAUAUGAUGAAUUUAUUAAUUUUGGAAAUAUUGAUUAUGUUAGAUUUAUACCAAAUAAAAAUAUAGCAUUUGUUCAAUUUACUAACAGAGUUAAUGCAGAAUUUGCAAAAGUAGCUAUGUCAGAUCAACCAAUAGAAAACCAUUCCACAGCCUUAACAAUUAAAUGGGCAUUCGAAUUAAAAAAUCAGCCAAGUCAUUUUUUUAACUAUUAUAAUAAUCCUUAUAUAUAUAAUGAAAAUUUUGUUAUAUCCUCUACAUGGGAACAGUACAUGGCCCAGCAGCACUACGCCGGAAAUCCCAUGUUCCCUGAUUACAGUAAUAAUAUGGGUGGGGUAGGGUCCAUGCAUAACACUGGUAAUUUCGGAGGCUUCAACAAUUUUGGAAGCAUUAACAGCUUCAGCAGCGCGAAUAGUGGUGGUAAUGCAUCCCUCUCUGCUCAUUAUAAAAAAAUUAACGACAGGCAUAACAACCUGAAUAAGAGUUUAAAUAAAAUAGACCAUAUGUUUGAUACUCAGAAUUAA